This is a messenger RNA of Mugil cephalus (flathead mullet), 2550 nucleotides long. RefSeq names its product GATA binding protein 6 (gene gata6). The record is from RefSeq and is a predicted model, not a curated record. Gene Ontology annotation, biological process: positive regulation of transcription by RNA polymerase II; epithelial cell differentiation; cell fate commitment. Lineage: Eukaryota; Metazoa; Chordata; Actinopteri; Mugiliformes; Mugilidae. Bases 405 to 1892 code for a protein of 495 amino acids. Gene Ontology annotation, molecular function: RNA polymerase II cis-regulatory region sequence-specific DNA binding; zinc ion binding; DNA-binding transcription factor activity, RNA polymerase II-specific. The transcript is spliced from 7 exons. Gene Ontology annotation, cellular component: nucleus.
UACCUUCUUCUCCUACUUCGCAGCAGGUUUGAACCUCUGGCCGUGUGGGGCGAACUAAACGCAUCAUUUCGGUGGUAUUGUUUUAUCGCUCCAGCCUGCCUCUCUGUCCUUAUCUGUUUCGGGUCUUAUCAAACGGUUAUCUCUUUUGCUGUGAAGACAUAUUGCGUUUUGUUUCCUAUCUGUUGUGUGUGCGCGCGUGUGUGUGUGUGUGUGAAUGUGUAUGUGUGUGGGAGGAUAGGGAUUUGACACGGAUGGACCCCAGUGCCUCUUUUAAGAGAGCUUGAUGGGAGUAAUGGCAGUCACUGUGGGCUGGAUGUGUUUCACUGGACCUAGAGAUGACACCGAGGUAGAGUACUCCCUGAACAUUUUUGUUAACCCCUACGGUGUAUGGAAAGUGCUCCUGGAUGGACCUGGGCGAAAACGGCUGGUCCAUGGUCAAGCGAGAAGUAUCCAGCAGCCCAGGGUCACCGGCUGAGCAGAACUACCUGACCGGUGACAGCAGGAGGGACGGUCCCACCUCGGAUGAGCUGAGGACGCCUCCGAGCGAGCUUGACGCACUGGGACACCGCCGCCACGACGGCAGAUCACUACACUCCUACCUUCACUUUGGACACCAUAACAACACCCUGACCACUACGGAGGACAUCCCGCUGUUUACGGAUUUAGACCAGGGGAGCAAACUCGUCCUCUCCACCGGAGCGCACAAGGCGAGCUUGCUGGUGGACCCGACCGACAUGUACCAAACACUGGCCAUAGCGGCAGCCCAAAGCCAGACUGGAUAUGAUUCCUCCUCUGGAGGUUAUAUGCACUCCAACCCCAACUCCCCCGUGUAUGUCCCCAGCUCUCGAGUGGGUCCCAUGAUACCCAGCCUCUCUUACCUGCAGGCCAGCGGCUCCGCUCAGCCCAGCCACGCAGUCUCCAGUCACUCGGUGUGGUCGCAGUCCACCCCGGAGAGCCCUUCGUACAGCACCGGGAGCCCGCACACCUCCAGCCGUUUCCACUACCCCCCGAGCCCGCCCAUGAAUAACGGGGCGCCCAGGGACACCGGCUACGCCAACACACUGAACGUGAGCAGCAGGGACCAGUACAGCCUCUCUCGCCCCCAGAUUGGGUCCUACGCGAGCCCGUACUCUCCGUACGUUGCACCCCAGCUGACCUCGCCUUGGACCGGGGGACCAUUUGAUAACACGAUGCUGCACACCUUGCAAAGCAGAGGCGCGCCCUUGAUUCGAGGACCAAACGGAGUUUCAGAUAUUCUCGACGACAUGGGGGAGAGCAGGGAGUGCGUCAACUGCGGAUCCAUCUCCACGCCGCUGUGGAGGCGCGACGGCACGGGCCACUUUCUCUGCAACGCCUGCGGCCUCUAUAGCAAAAUGAAUGGUCUGAGCCGGCCAUUAAUUAAACCGCAGAAACGGACGUCGACGUCCAGAAGAAUCGGCCUUUCCUGCGCUAACUGUCAGACGAGCACGACCACUUUGUGGCGCAGAAACGCGGAGGGAGAGCCGGUGUGUAACGCGUGUGGGCUCUACACAAAAUUACACGGGGUACCUCGGCCGCUCGCCAUGAAGAAAGAAGGAAUCCAGACAAGAAAAAGAAAACCAAAAACUCUGAAUAAAUCGAAGGGGUCCUCUGGAAACAACAACUCUGUCUCCAUGACUCCCACGUCCACCUCUUCAUCCAACUCCGAAGACUGCUCGAAAACAAGCUCUCCCUCCGGACAGGUGUCAGGGGUGAGUUCAUCCGUCCUGUCCAGCUCGGGGGAGGGAACGGGCUCGAGCUCAGCGGUCAAGUACCCGGGACAGGACAGCCUGUACACCAGCGUGGGCCUGACCCAGUCAUCAGACGUAGCUUCAGUGAGGGGUGAACCCUGGUGCCCCAUGGCUUUAGCUUGAACAUCUAAAAGCCCAUCAGGACGGACAGAAAAUCGUUGGCCCCCCCUCCUCCUUUUUUUGUUUUGUUUUCUGGAUGCUUUGGAAGUAUUUGAGGGGCGAGUUCGUUUUCUUCCCUCUCAGCUCGCACGAGAAGGGUCGGACAAGGAAAAAAAAAAAGAAGCUUUGGCCACACUGCAAGCUUGAACCGAGCGUGGAAUAUCUGGGAUUGGGGGGGUCCAGGUUGGAUCUUGUUGCCUUAUAAAUAAAAACAACAUCAACAAGAAGGGGAAACGCCAGGCCAGACGAUCAAUAAGGCGGCCCGCCGUGGAUGGUUUCUGGACCUGCCGUGCACUCAGUAUCUCUCCCAUCCGUGGCGCAGAACUAGAUCUGGGUUCUUUAAAGAAAGCCAUCGUGUACAUAACGGAUUUCCUAUCUGAAGAAAAAAAAAAAAAAAAAAAAAGGCUGUUGAUUGGAUAUCAGUGCUUUAUACGGCGCUAUACUCUUUGAGGACAUUUAGAUUUUUUUUAUUUUUCCCCACAACUGGAAUCAUACCAUAAGUGCCGAGACAACUUUUAUGAAUCAAAAAAAAAAGCAAAAAAAAGAAUAUUUAUAAAUCUUCCAUUGUUGAAAACAUGGCUAUGAUUGUUAAUAAAGAUAUCAAUAUAGAGUAGAAGUUAAA